Molecule: messenger RNA, 621 nt
Organism: Labrus bergylta (ballan wrasse)
Lineage: Eukaryota; Metazoa; Chordata; Actinopteri; Labriformes; Labridae
Source: RefSeq, a predicted model, not a curated record
AUGCACAGAGGAGAUGAUGACAGCAGUGCCCCCAGUUGCCUGAAUGUUAGAUCUGCUUGCCUGCUGGGGGUCUGGUUCAAAGCAGGAACUACAAAGACAAAUGCCACUGGAAAAUCCUUCACAGUCAGGAGUAGUCUCAAAUUGCGUGUGGACAGACGAGAUGAUGGCGUCGCCUACACCUGCCAUGUGGACCACGUGUCUCUGUCCAACCCUUACAUGACCACUGAGGUCCUGGAGGUCCACUAUGCUCCCCAUCUGGAGAUCGCAAAAUCAUUGAUUAUUCCACAGGAAGGGCAAUACUUCAAACUGGAGUGUGUUUCCAUAGGCAACCCAAUACCUGAACCAGUGCUGUGGUCUAAAGAUGGAGGGGAGCUGCCAGACAUCGAGCGUAUGAUUGUGGAGGGCAGGGAACUAACCAUCACCACACUAAACAAAACAGACAACGGCACAUACCGCUGCGAGGCGAGCAACCACCUGGGGACCGACAGUGCUGAAUAUAUACUGUUUGUAUAUGCCAAAGACUUUCCAGGGCCUACAACAGGUAAAUAUCUCUCUAGCAGUCAUUGCAAGCCAGAUUAACAGUAUGUGAUGCUGGAUCUGGAUUUGGGUCAGGACACAUCA